Molecule: messenger RNA, 4634 nt
Organism: Cricetulus griseus (Chinese hamster)
Lineage: Eukaryota; Metazoa; Chordata; Mammalia; Rodentia; Cricetidae
Source: RefSeq, a predicted model, not a curated record
GUAUAAAAGUCAUAACCAAAGGUAAUUCCAUUUUUUCUCCUUUGUUAUCAGACAUAUGUAGAGUGUGUCGGUCAGAAGGAACACCCGAGAAACCUCUUUAUCAUCCUUGUGUGUGUACUGGCAGUAUUAAGUUUAUCCAUCAAGAAUGCUUAGUUCAGUGGUUGAAACACAGUCGAAAAGAAUACUGUGAGUUAUGCAAGCACAGAUUCGCUUUCACACCAAUUUAUUCUCCAGACAUGCCUUCACGGCUGCCAAUCCAAGACAUAUUUGCUGGGCUGGUGACAAGUAUUGGCACUGCAAUACGAUACUGGUUUCAUUAUACACUUGUGGCCUUUGCAUGGUUGGGAGUUGUUCCUCUUACAGCAUGCCGCAUCUACAAGUGCUUGUUUACUGGCUCCGUGAGCUCACUACUGACACUGCCACUAGACAUGCUGUCAACGGAAAAUUUGUUGGCGGAUUGCUUGCAGGGCUGUUUUGUGGUGACAUGCACACUUUGUGCAUUCAUCAGCCUGGUGUGGUUACGAGAGCAGAUAGUCCAUGGAGGGGCACCAAUAUGGCUCGAGCAUGCUGCUCCACCCUUCAAUGCUGCUGGACACCACCAAAAUGAGGCUCCUGUAGGAGGAAAUGGUGCAGAAAACGCUGCUGCUGAUCAACCAGCUCACCCAGCGGGUGAGAACGCAGUGCUGGGUGAGAACCCUGAUGCCCAGGAUGGUCAAGCAGAAGAGGAGGAGGAGGACAAUGAGGAGGAAGACGAUGCAGGUGUGGAGGAUGCUGCUGAUGCCAACAAUGGAGCCCAAGAUGACAUGAACUGGAAUGCUUUAGAAUGGGAUCGAGCUGCAGAAGAGCUCACUUGGGAAAGAAUGCUUGGGCUUGAUGGAUCACUAGUGUUUCUGGAACACGUGUUCUGGGUGGUGUCUUUAAAUACAUUGUUCAUUCUUGUAUUUGCAUUUUGUCCUUACCAUAUCGGUCAUUUCUCCCUCGUUGGUUUGGGGUUUGAGGAACAUGUCCAAGCAUCUCAUUUUGAAGGUCUAAUAACGACGAUUGUUGGAUAUAUACUUUUAGCAAUCACACUGAUAAUUUGUCAUGCCUUGGCAACUCUUGUUAAGUUCCAUAGGUCUCGACGCUUGCUGGGAGUCUGCUAUAUUGUGGUUAAGGUUUCUUUGUUAGUUGUGGUAGAAAUUGGAGUGUUCCCUCUCAUUUGUGGCUGGUGGCUGGAUAUUUGUUCUCUGGAAAUGUUUGAUGCUACUCUGAAGGAUCGAGAACUGAGCUUUCAGUCGGCUCCAGGAACUACCAUGUUUCUGCACUGGCUGGUAGGAAUGGUGUAUGUGUUCUACUUUGCCUCCUUCAUCCUGUUGCUGAGAGAGGUACUUCGACCUGGUGUCUUAUGGUUUCUAAGGAAUUUGAAUGAUCCAGAUUUUAAUCCAGUACAGGAAAUGAUCCACUUGCCCAUUUACAGGCAUCUCCGAAGAUUUAUUUUGUCAGUGAUUGUCUUUGGUUCCAUUGUACUUCUGAUGCUCUGGCUUCCUAUACGUAUAAUUAAGAGUCUGCUGCCUAAUUUUCUUCCCUACAAUGUCAUGCUCUACAGUGAUGCUCCGGUGAGUGAGCUGUCCCUUGAGCUGCUCCUACUGCAGGUCGUCUUGCCAGCAUUGCUAGAACAGGGGCACACGAGGCAGUGGUUGAAGGGGCUUGUGCGUGCGUGGACUGUUACUGCUGGAUAUUUACUGGACCUUCAUUCCUACUUACUGGGAGACCAGGAGGAAAACGAGAACAGUGCAAAUCAGCAGGCCAACAAUAACCAGCCUGCUCGAAACAACAAUGCUGUUCCUGCUGGGGAGGGUCUGCAUGCAGCCCACCAAGCCAUACUCCAGCAGGGAGGCCCUGUUGGCUUUCAGCCUUACCGUCGGCCUUUCAAUUUCCCACUCAGGAUAUUUCUGCUGAUUGUCUUCAUGUGCAUAACAUUACUAAUUGCCAGCCUCAUCUGCCUUACUUUACCAGCUUUUCUAUUUUCAGUAUUUGCUGGCCGUUGGUUAAUGUCAUUUUGGACGGGGACCGCCAAAAUCCAUGAGCUGUACACAGCUGCUUGUGGUCUGUAUGUAUGUUGGCUAACCAUAAGGGCGGUGACGGUGCUGGUAGCCUGGAUGCCCCAGGGACGCAGAGUGAUUUUCCAGAAGGUGAAAGAGUGGUCCCUCAUGAUAAUGAAGACUCUGAUAGUUGCUGUGCUGCUGGCCGGGGUUGUCCCACUGCUCCUGGGCCUCCUGUUUGAGCUGGUGAUUGUAGCUCCUCUGAGGGUCCCUCUUGACCAGACUCCCCUCUUCUACCCUUGGCAGGACUGGGCACUGGGAGUGCUGCAUGCCAAAAUCAUCGCAGCCAUAACUCUGAUGGGUCCUCAGUGGUGGUUGAAAACUGUCAUCGAACAGGUUUAUGCAAAUGGCAUUCGGAACAUCGACCUGCAUUAUAUCAUCCGUAAGCUGGCAGCUCCAGUGAUCUCCGUGCUCUUACUUUCCCUGUGUGUACCGUAUGUCAUAGCUUCUGGUGUGGUUCCUUUAUUAGGUGUUACUGCCGAAAUGCAGAACUUGGUUCACCGGCGGAUUUACCCGUUUUUACUGAUGGUUGUUGUAUUGAUGGGGAUACUGUCCUUCCAGGUCCGCCAGUUUAAGCGCCUUUAUGAGCACAUUAAAAAUGACAAGUACCUUGUGGGGCAGCGCCUGGUGAACUAUGAGCGCAAAUCUGGCAAGCAAGGCCCGUCCACACCACCUCCACAGUCGUCCCAAGAAUAAAGUGCUUGUCUCAGCUCCUUGACCUUCUCCUUGCCUUUCCGUGUCCUUCUUUGUGGACUCUCACUCUGGAGAUUCUCAGCGCUGUUUUUAAGUUAAAUGUACUUGACUUGUGUCCUCAGCGUUCAGAGGGCAGCGCAUCCGGCUCUGCUGCUCCUCACUGCAUCUGCCGACAUCACUGCUGUCUGAGAUCUGUACAUGUGUAAAUAGGAGUUCCUCGAUGCCCUAAAACCUUGGAUUAAACAGAAUGUGCAUUGUACAUCUUUAACAAAUGUAUAUUAAUUUAUUAAAUCUAGUUGUCACUUUAUUUUGGACCUGCUGUGAUCUCGACAGGAAAUGUGCCACAGAGCAGUAGUGCAUAGGCAAGACUUUGAGUGACAGCUUGUGGAGCACAGUUUAUGGUGUUGCCAGCCAUUCUCACCAGAUAACUAACUGCAUCCUGUUCUUGGCUGGCCAGUCCUUACCAGGAGCCAAAUGAGCAGUGGACAGAGUGCCUCACAAACAGUUGUGUUUGGAAGUUAUUCCAUGUAACACCAAAGCUGUUGUACAUUUUCUACUGCCCGAUUGUCUUCAUGUGUCCGUGUUUGUAAUAUUGUAUAGUAUGUUGCGCUAGAUGAGGAAAUUAUUUUUAAUUUUGAUAAUUUAAUAUUCCUAGUGGUCAGAAUCGGGAGUUGGGGUUUUCUGCUUGCUAGGGGCAUGUUUAUACUUAGAAAGAUACACUAGCAAUGAAGGCUUUCAUUAGUCUCCUCCCUUUCCAUACAGCUCUUCCUCCUGUCAGCAGGGGCCAAAGUGUCAUGCCAGCUGUGAGAAAUCUUAGGGGAUAACAUCAAAUAAUACUCAUUGUGAUGGGUUGGAGGCUAACGUCAGGCUGUGGUGUGGAGCUGUCAGUGUGCUGCAGCUGAGACCCAGUGACUACAGCAGGAACUUGCACAAAUAAAAGUAGGUUUUAUUUGUUGAAAGGAAGCAGACUGCGCUGGUCUCCUGCUAUAGGAAGGAGCUGCAUUGAAGGAAGUGCUGUGAGGCCUUAGAGAACUGAACACUCAAGCCUGGUUCCUGUAGCCAAAGUUUGAAGUUUAAAAAGAAUAGGAUGGUUGGUCCGUCAUCCAAAUGUUUAAUGGUAAAGGUGUAUUGUAAGGUUAGUAUUAGAAGCGUUCCUAGACUAUAAAAGAAUUCCACGGAGUAUUAAAACCCAUAGGUAGAAAGAACUGAAUUUUGCUCCCCCCCUUUAAGUACAAAAGCCAAACAUAAGCUACCAAAAUUAAGAGCAAUGUGUUCUGCUUUUGUUUGCUUUUUUUAUUCACUAAGUGAUAAACAACAGUAUAUUUAAAACAAAAACAGUGCUUGCCAUGGGAUCCAGUGUUAUUAACACUGUUUGUCACUUUGUAACAGUUCUUUCUCUUGUGUGUAGUGUACAGGCAUCCUUCUAGCAAACCCACCUUUACUUACAGACUUAGACCUGUUAUAAAGAAUUAGCGUUUUAAAAUGUGGCGCUACCUGCCAUGGAUACGUCUGUGAAAAACCUAAUCUUUUGGGGAGAAAGAUGUCAGUGAAUUGGUCAUAUACCAUUAUUUAUAUUUCAUUUUUUGAAGACUUUAUGGGCCCACUACAAAGUUAUUAACCUCCGAAAUUCUAAACAAACCUUGUUUUGUUGAAAAAACAAUACAGGUUACCAAAAUUUGCCCCUAUUUUAUUGGCAGGAAGCUCUGUGCUCUCUUACUGCAGGGUUUUCAGUUGUGUUUUGUCCUGUGGCUCUCAGUUAGAUACAUCCUCAUAAGAUUUUAUUGUACAUAACAGUUGCUAGGGUGGCAUACAGGGUUUAUUCACCAAUACCCUAAACAAUUAAAGCCCUCAGUUCAGGAA